AUGGGUGCGUCAUCUAAAGCGGAUCGAUUGAAGGAAGUGAAAGUUAAGCCACCGGAUAAAAGUGUUGCUGUCCAGUACGUUUGGACUGAAGUGGAUGUGAAAGAUCUAGUUCCCCCUGGGGUCAUUGAUCAGUCCUCAGCUACGAUUUAUAAAGCUCGUCGUAAGCCAAGUGCUUCUGGAGCUGUUGCUUCGGGGAUUGGAAAAGCUGAAUGGAAAAUGGAGGGGAAAGCUUUCAGAGUGAAGAACAGAGCUCGAAAAAUUGUGGAUGGGAUAUCACCGAUAGAUGCAAAGGAAUACUACACUGAAGAAGCUAAUGAGGAGGAAACGGAAGAUGACUCGGAGUCUGUAUCGGCCUGGGAGUCGGAUUCUAAUAGUUCAAUUCCUGGAAAUGAUAGCAAUAUGAAGGGGUUGAAGGAUGGGGGUUCUGGUGAGCUGAAGACUAUUGGAGUUCAAGUUGUCUCUAUUCCUUCAGGUAAUACUGCUAAUUUGUUGAAAAAUUGGGAUGGUUCUAAGGUGAAUGAUGAAUUAUUGAGCCCUAGUUCGGAAUUGAAGAGUGUUACUAGUGAAAUGAUUAGGGUGAAUCCUAACAUUGAUGUGAUUGAUGUCAAUAAACCUGUAUGCCCUGAUUUGGUUGAUGAUGAAGUUGAGAAGUCUAAAUCUAAUGGUGAUAAGAAGGUUAUCAGUAAUGAAGAAUUUAUUCCGGGAGUUGGCUUUCAAUUUCUUAAUGAGUUGAAGGUGGAAACACCUAAGAGGAAGGAUUUAGAUAGUAAGUUGAAUCAGGAAAUGGAUGUCGAUAUGUCAAAUUUGAAUAAGCAAGUUAAUGAGGAAGGAGAUGAUUCUGAAGAUGAUGGUUCUUCUGAAGAGGAUGGGGAAGAUGAAUCUAGUGAGGAUGAGUCUAGUGAAGAUGAGGAAAUUGUGAUGGAAGAGGAGGUUAAUACUAAGAUGAGUAAAGAGCCUAGUUUAAAGAUGAAGUCUGGUACUGUUAUUAAUAGUAUUAAUAUGCUUCCUUCUAUUUUGGGUGAUGCUAAUAGUUGUAAAAAGGUGGAUGGUGAUAGUCAGGGGAACUUGUUGAACUCUUAUGCAGGUGUGUUAAAAGGUAAUAGACAUAAGGGUAAGAUUGAUGUCAAGUUUAUUCCAGGGGAAAAAGGCAAAGAAGAAGGACCUGUUAUUAUCCCGAUUGAGAAUUUAAAGAAAGCGAGUAUUCCAUAUACUAAUACUUUAUAUGGGUAUAUGAUUGAUAAGAAGUUAGCGUUUCCUGUGAUUCAGCAAGAGGUUAGAAGGCUAUGGAAGAAUGUGGGUCUUGAAGAGAUAUUCAUGAACAGUAAAGGGUUUUUCUUUUUUAAAUUUAGUGAUGAGCAGGGGAUGUUAUCUAUAUUGGAGGGAAGCCCAUGGUUGAUGUUCAAUAAUAUGCCAUUAUUUCUUCAAAGGUGGAGACCAGGUCUGAAAUUAACCAAGAAUAGUCAUGAUAAAAUUCCGGUGUGGAUCAAAAUCUUUGAUUUACCUUUGGAAGUAUGGAGUGGAGAGAAUUUGUGUAUUAUAGCGAGUAAGUUGGGGGUGCCUCUGGCUUUUGAUUCUUUUACUGAGGAGAUGUGUUUGGAACACAAGGGUAGAAACGCUUAUGCUCGAAUUCUUGUUGAAAUGGCGGCUGAUAAGGAAUGGAUGAGGAAAAUUGAGGUUUCUACUUGGGAUUUUGUUACUAAUUCUGCUGUGGUUCAGAGUUUUGAUGUGGAGUAUGCUUGGAUGCCUUCUAGAUGUAAUCACUGUAAGGUUUAUGGGCAUACGGAUAAAGUUUGUUUGGCAGCUUUGAAUGAAGAGAAAGUGGUAAAGAAUGGGGAUAAUGGGAACAAUAAGAGAAAUAAAGGGAAGGAAAUGGUUAAUGAUGAUGGAUUUACGGAGGUUGUUUAUAAGAAGGUUGCAGGAAAUAAUGAUGGUGAAGGUACUAGUAAAUCUAAGGAGGGUCAUGCUCAAUUGUAUAAUCAAAGAUAUAGUGGGAAGAAUGGAAAUUUUAACAGGGGAAAUAAUUUCAGAGGCAAUUAUGGGAAUAGAGGUGGUAAUGGAAGGGGACAGAAUGGGAAUUGGAAUAAUAAAGGGGUGGGUCAUUGGAAUUUGGAAAAGAAUAGAAGAUAUGAGAAGUUUGUUAAUGGUCAGGCUUUGGUUGGUAAUCAGGGGAAAAUGGAGAAUAAGAUGCAGGGGAAUGCUAUAAAGGAUGAUAACAUAAAAGUGGGUGUUAACAAGAGUCUAGAAAAUAAGACUGUUUCUAGUGAUGGUUGCAGUAUUAAAAAUAGUUUUGAAAUCCUGGGAAGGAUUGAUGAGGAAGUUAUGGAUAGAAUGGAAGAGGAUGCUAAGGGAGGCAAAGUUGAUGGUUAUCAGGAAGGUGAUUGUGUUGAUUAUUCUUCUGAUGUUGUUGGAAUAAUGAAUAAUAAGUUGGAUCCUUCUAAGUUUGUUGGGAAGGGUAAUGUAGGGAAUGAAAGUAAUAAAAUGAAGAAUAGUAUGAUGGUUCAGGGGAAUAGUAAAAGCAAAGAUGGGAUUUCUCAGGCAUUUGAGGAGAAGGAGGUUAUUGAUGUUAUUAGGAGUAAUAACCUUGGUAUAUGUGCUGUGGUGGAGUCUCAUGUCAAGGUCUUAAAUCUUAAGAAUGUUUGUGUUAAGACCUUUGGUCAAUGGGAUUGGGUUUCUAAUAAUAGUAGCUGUGAGGCUGGAACUAGAAUAAUUGUUGGAUGGAAUCCAAGACUUUUUGAUGUGAUGGUGAUUUCUCAGUCUAGACAAGUUAUUCACUGUUAUGUUAGAUUCUGUGAUUCCAAUUAUAGCAUGUAUUUGUCUUUUAUAUAUGCUGCUUCGAAUUAUCUUGAGAGAAGGUUAUUAUGGGAUAAUUUGAAGAAACAUAGUUUGGUUGUUAAGAAGGAAGCAUGGGGAAUAUUAGGUGAUUUUAAUGUUGCUUUAAAACCAUCGGAAUAUUCUGAAGGUUGUUCCAAAACGCCUAAAGGAGUUGAUGAUUUUAUUGACUGUAUAAACUUUAUUGAAGUUGAGGAUCUGAAUUCCUCUGGGUUUCAGUUUACUUGGAAUAAAACUCCUGCUGGGAAUAAGGGCCUUUUGAAGAAGUUAGAUAGGGUGAUGGCCAAUUUGAAAUUUGUUUCGGAUCAUCCUUUAGCUCAUGCUGUUUUUAAACCUUAUAGGGUGUCGGAUCAUUGUCCUGCUAUUUUAAAUGUUCCUGUUGGCAAAUUGAGAUGGAAACCUUCUUUUAGGUUUGCUAAUUUUAUCACUGAAAAGGUGGAGUUCUUACCCCUGGUUAAGGAAGUUUGGGAUGCUAAUAUUGAAGAAAAGCUUCUUUUCCAGAGAUCUAAGAUAAAUUGGUUACAGGAAGGGGACAAUAAUACAAAGUUUUUUCAUAGAGUUGUGAAGAGCAGGGGCAAUAGAAAUCGUAUUCUGAUGGUUAUUGAUGAAGAUGGAAGAUGGGUUAGUGGGAAGGCUAUGAAGGAUAAAUUUGUUACUCAUUUCAAUAAGUUUUUGGGUUGUAAAGAUGUUACUGAGUUUUCGUGUUUAAAUGAUGGUUUCUUUCAUAAUAAAUUGGAUAGUAGGGUGGCUGCUAAUAUGAUUAGAGUGGUGACUGAUGAAGAAAUCAAAGUGGCGAUGUUUGAUAUUGAUGAAAAUCGUGCCCCUGGACCUGAUGGGUACUCCUCCAAAUUUUUUAAAAGUUCUUGGAACAUUGUUGGGCCGGAGGUGUGUAAAGCUGUGAGGGAAUUUUUUUGGACUGGUAAAUUGUUGAAGGGGAUUAAUGCUACGAGAAUAGUGCUGGUUCCUAAAGUGGAGUUCCCGAGGAAAGUUUCUGAUUUCCGUCCUAUAGCCUGCUGUAACACUUUAUAUAAGUGUAUUAGUAAGAUUAUAGUGAACAGAAUUAGAAAUAGUUUGGGUGAUAUUGUGAGCAAAAAUCAAUCAGCUUUCAUUCCUGGAAGAUCUAUUGUGGAUAAUAUUCUCCUUGCUCAGGAGCUGAUGGUGGGGUAUAAAAAUAAGAGGGGAGUUCCCAAAUGCACCAUAAAGAUUGAUAUUCAAAAGGCAUAUGAUACGGUGGAUUGGAAUUUUCUUAGUAGAAUUCUGCAGGGGUUUGGUUUUCAUACGAUAAUGAUUCAGUGGAUUAUGGCUUGUGUUUCUACUCCUUGGUUCAUGCUUAACUUUAAUGGUGAAGAUCAUGGGUAUUUUGAAGGAAAGAGGGGUCUUAGGCAGGGUGAUCCUCUAUCUCCUUACCUAUUUACUAUAGUUAUGGAGGUGUUUAAUAUCAUCCUUUUGAAGAAAAUUGAAGCUGGCCAGAAUUUUAAGUUUCAUAGUAAGUGUAUGUCCCUUAAAAUUACUCAUUUAUGCUUUGCUGAUGAUUUGUUAGUUUUUUCUUAUGGAAAUGGGAAUUCUGCUAGAGUUAUAAGGGAUGCUCUUGAUGAGUUCAAAAAAGUUUCAGGGUUGAAGGCUUUAUCGUUUGCUGGAAGGCUGCAGCUCAUUAAUUCUGUUUUGACAUCUAUUCAUGUGUAUUGGGCUUCGAUUUUUAAAAUUCCCAUUGCUACUAUUAAAGAGAUUGAAAAGCUUUGUAGAAGUUUCUUGUGGGCGAAUGGUGAGGUAGUCAAAGGGAAAGCUAAAGUCAAGUGGAAUGAUAUUUGUAAGCCGAAAAUUUAUGGUGGUUUAGGAGUGAAGAAUUUAAGGAAAUGGAAUGAUGCUUUGUUAGCUAAACAUGUGUGGAAUGUGAUUAAUAGCAAAAAUUCUCUGUGGGUUCAGUGGGUGAAAUCCAAUUACAUUGGAAACAGGAAUUUUUGGGAUAUUUUGCAGAAGAAGAGUAUGAGCUGGACUUGGAAGAGGUUCCUUGAGGUGAGAAAAAUUGUUAGGCCCCAUGUUGUUUCGUGUGUGGGAAACGGGAUGAAUACUUCUCUCUGGCAUGAUUGGUGGCACCCAAUUGGUAUUUUAUGUUCUAUUAUAUCUAGAAGAGAUUGGGUUAGCAAUGGGUUUAGUGAUUCUUCCUUGGUCAGUGAUGUUCUAGUCUAUGAUUGCUAUACUUGGCCGGUUGAGUGGGUUAAUAUAUUCCCUGGAUUGAAGGAUGCUCCCAUGUUUUGUAUUGAGCCUAAUCUGAGGGAUGUUGCAGGUUGGAGAGAUAAGAAAGGAAUAUGUAAACAAUUUUCAUGCAAACAGGUGUGGUGGGAUAUAAAUAAUUUUGAAGACCAAGUUCCUUGGCAUGAUAUUGUUUGGUAUGGUAAUUGCAUUCCUCGAAAUUCGUUUAUUUUGUGGAUGGCUAUUUUGAAUAGAUUGAAGACCCAGGAUCGUGUCAGAGGUUGGGAAGUUUCUGGUAACUUACUUUGUCCUUUUUGUGCUGUUACUCCUGAUUCACAUGUUCAUCUCUUCUUUAAAUGUGAUUAUUCUCAACUUAUUUGGAGGUAUUUUUGUAAUAAGAUGGGUCUUAAUCUUUUUAUGGAUGAUUGGAAUGAAUUGAUUAUGAAGCUGUGCAGUUUGUUUAAAAGGAAUUCUGGUGAGAAUCUGGUUAAUAAAUGUGUUUUUGCUAGUUGUGUUGCACAUAUUUGGAAGGAGAGAAAUUCUAGACUAUUUAGUAACAGGAGAAAUUCGUAUAAGGGGCUGAUUGCUUGUAUUGAAAGUGAAAUACAUUUAAUGCUGUUGGGGUUGAGGAAAAAGGCUAAGAUGGUCAAUGAUAAAGUUUUUAAGGCCUGGGGUAUUUCUGGAAUGGAAAAAGUUUAA
Molecule: messenger RNA, 5718 nt
Organism: Lactuca virosa
Lineage: Eukaryota; Viridiplantae; Streptophyta; Magnoliopsida; Asterales; Asteraceae
Source: the annotation of a GenBank genome assembly